AUGAUGGAACUCGAUCACGUCACUUCCUAUCUUCCUCACGCCAGUUCGGAACAGACACCAGCAACCGCGGACUCUGCUAUCUCGAUCCCAUCCAGAAGUCGAUCGGUUGCCAUCAUCUUCUCCAUCACAUGUAUCACCGGAAUCAGCAACCUUUUGGCCGGCUUGUUGACGGUUUGUAUACCAGUGAUUGCGAUAGACUUGGGCAUAGAACCUGGAGUUCAGUUAUGGCCAGCUUCGGCUUUUGCUCUAGCCUGCGGGUGUACGUUGCUUCUCUGCGCCACGGCUGCGGAUUUACUCGGCUGCCGGCGCGUCUGUCUACUAGGCGCUAUGCUUCAAGCCGGCAGCGCAUUGGGCGCCGCUCUUUCGAGAACUCCAACUCAGCUUAUCGCUCUUCGUGCUUUCGCGGGUGUCGCAGCGUCAAUGUGCCUACCCAGCGCCACGGGCAUUGUGUCGUCAACUUUUCCAACUAAUUCCAGGCCGCGCGCGCGGACUGCUGCUUUUUCCGCUAUGGGUGGUGGCCAAGCUGUCGGGUUCGGAUUAGGUCUUGUCCUAGGCGGUCUUUUCAGCGACACAGUUGGCUGGCGAUGGGGCUUCCAUGCUACAGCGAUUCUCAAUGUGCUUGUGCUGGUCAUCGCCAUUUGGUCGCUGCCAGUAAGCGUUGACGAUGCUGCACCCUUAGGCAGGGACACUGCUUUCCGCCUCCGAACCGAGCUAGAUUGGCUGGGAGCAUUGAUCAUCAGUACGAGCUUAGCAUUCUUGUCGUAUGUCCUAGCCGUUGUCACGGACUCUGACGCCAGCUAUCGCAUGCGACAACCGCUCAAUAUUGUAUUCCUUAGCGUCGGUGUGGUCCUCCUGCCUGUACACGUAUUUUGGAUGCACCAUCAAAAGCUACAGGGUCGACCAGCUCUAAUUCCCAAUGAACUAUGGCAAAGCAAGCCGUUCACAUCAGUCUGUAUCACAGUCUUCCUUGUUUGGGGGGCUCUCAACGCUAGCGAGCAGCUCACAGCAUUAUAUUUACAGGACGUCCGCGGAUUCUCUACGUUGACGUCCUCCCUAUACUUCCUUCCUGCGCCAGUAUGCGGCAUUCUCACGAAUAUUGCUGUUGCUAUCUUCUUGCCGCGUCUGAAGGCGUCAUAUGCCGUACCCGUCGGUUGUCUCGUUAGUGGACUUGCGCCGCUUUUACUAGCAGCAUUAUGCAAAGUUCAGGGACCCAGCUAUUGGGAGGCCAUCUUCCAAGCAAUGGCCAUCAAUCCAAUCGGAGCGGACUUGAUGUACACUAUUGCUAUGUUAGUAGUCACAGACGCAUUUCCGUUAAAGACGCAAGCGUUAGCGGGUGGUGUAUUCAAUAUGGUUGCUCAGAUCGGAAAGAGCGUCGGCAUCGCUACGACCGCAAUCAUAGCGCAACAAGUAUCCUUACUUGCAAAAGGCGUCGAUACAAGAGAAGUACUUCUUCGAGGGUACCAUGCUGGGUGGUGGUACAAUUGCGGGCUGAGUUUUGUUUCUGUAGCCGUGAGCCUAUGGGGGCUGAGGAGCGUUGGGAGACUGGGUGUGAAGCGUGACUAG
Molecule: messenger RNA, 1563 nt
Organism: Colletotrichum tamarilloi
Lineage: Eukaryota; Fungi; Ascomycota; Sordariomycetes; Glomerellales; Glomerellaceae
Exons: 1
Coding region: 1-1563 (520 amino acids)
Biological process (GO): transmembrane transport
Cellular component (GO): membrane
Molecular function (GO): transmembrane transporter activity
Source: RefSeq, a predicted model, not a curated record